AUGGAGGAGCUCUUCCCGGAUCAGCACUCCGCGGACGAGGAGUCCAAGAAGCAGAGGAGCGAGGCGGCCUUUGCUCAGCUGUGGGCGAGUACGGGCAAGCCAGACUCGCAGGCGUUCCGAGGCCCCCGGUGGACACCCUCCAGCGGAGACGACGAGCUGGCCCAUCUUCGGCUUGCUGCCAAGCGUACCGAGGAGCACGCGAAGGAGCGGCAGAAAAUGAGGAUCAAGAUUCGCAACCUCAAGAACGUCGGCGCGAGCGACGCCCUGUGUAGGGAGGUUGUGGCUCCGUACCUCCCUCGCGGAACUGGGCCGAAGGACCUGGACGACGUGCCCACGUUCUCGGUCGUGGAGGCCGAGGCGUGCAAGCGGCAGUACAGGGAGCAGACCACGAACUCUGUCCGAAGCAUCCAGAAGCAGAUGCGUCAGAUGAUGGAGCAGCGCAGGUUGCUGGGCAGCUCGCUGCAGACUCUGAGGGCCGUCACAGCCAUCGGCCAGGAGGAGAGGAUGGUCAAGAAACACUCGAUCUUCGAAAAUUCGGCCUUUACGUCAAGCCGCAGCUCAGUUUCGGCCCGAAGACCGAUGCCACCGAGUCCAUCGAGCUUUACGGGAGCGAAAGCAAAGGCCGUUAGCAGUGAGACUGAGUGA
This is a messenger RNA of Prorocentrum cordatum, 645 nucleotides long. The record is from the annotation of a GenBank genome assembly. NCBI's taxonomy places the organism in Eukaryota, Dinophyceae, Prorocentrales, Prorocentraceae.